Messenger RNA from Vollenhovia emeryi, 2513 nucleotides. RefSeq lists its product as uncharacterized. The record is from RefSeq and is a predicted model, not a curated record. Bases 200 to 1120 code for a protein of 306 amino acids. NCBI's taxonomy places the organism in Eukaryota, Metazoa, Arthropoda, Insecta, Hymenoptera, Formicidae. The transcript is spliced from 6 exons.
ACAGAGUGAACACACAGUCAGUACGAUUGAGACUUUCGCGACAUAAACGUCUCACGACACUCGCUUGGUUGCACAGGAUCACGCUCUGAAUACCAUCCUGACUAGUUUUGCCCUGUUGAUGCCAUGAAGUAAAUCGUCGGAUCAUAUGGUUCGAACUAUUUAUAACGCAACCGUCUGAUAUUAAAAUAAAGCGGCCAAGAUGAUUAAAAAUGAUCUGGACAAUGCCGCUGUGUCAGAUGCGGUGGAGAAACGACUGCAAAUUAUUCUCACUGAAGGAUCUAAAAGUAUAAUGAACUUCAACGAUAUGAAACCAGAAUUACCGCCGUUCUAUGACGAGAAGAAAUUUCGGUUGGGUCAACAGGCUUUCUAUAAUAAUGUGUUCUCCAUGAUGAUCGCGAAGCUUUCCGGUCUUGUAUCUCUCUUAGCCAUUUCAACCAUACUGGAUGUAGUUACGUUCACCAAAAAAAGUGGUACUCCUUGUUUGGCGUAUCGCAGAUAUGCGGAGACGAUUCUGCAUACAUUCGUAUGGCAUGAAAAGGAACCCAAUGGCAAACCUAACGAAUUCUUAGAAUCUCUAAAAAUUGUACGUCGAAAACACUGUAUUGCGUUCAAAAGAAGUACCGAGGCUGGUGUUCAUAAGCCGACGCAAUUGGACAUGGUACUCGCGCAGUUCGGAUUUAUGGGAUAUUCUGUACUGAGCAAGGAAUAUCUGGGGAUAUACGUCACCUCCGAAGAAAUGGAAGGUGUGGUGCAUUUAUGGCGGGUCAUCGGCAGCAUGCUUGGAAUAGACGACAAAUUUAAUCUUUGCACCGGAACUGUCGAAGAGACCCACCUACUUUGCCAAAGAUUACUGGAUGAGAUUUUCAUUCCUAGCCUGGCAAAUAAGAACGAGCAUGCUCAUCAGAUGGGCGUUGUGAUGCUGCAGAGCCUUUCGCCCAUCAACUUCAAUAUAGAACCAGUAGCGUUCUCUGCCUUUACACUUUACUUGGCUUCCUCGACUGCGCGUAACAAAAGUUAUUCCAUUGAAAUGGAUACCUCGACUAUGCCGUUUUACAGCUGGUACUUGUUCAACCAGAUUUCUAUGUAUAUAUUCAUGCACUAUGCAAAUUUGUCUGGAUAGAUCCAUAGCGAGUAUUCUUGGAAACAAUAAAUAUUAUUUUACAUACACAGACGGUAACGUUCAUCAAUAUAUAAUGAAUACAGGGUAUCUUCGUACAACCACCAUAUAAUAUGUUAAGCAUAUUCUGAAGAUAAAACCGAAUACAAAAUUCUAAUGUGAAAAUAUAGAGAAUUCUAGAGAAAUGAUUGAUUGAAAAAACGUCGAUCGAUAUCAAAUUGAUAUCCGACGUAUUUGACAUUUAUCUUUUCAACCGUUAUUUCUUACUGGGAAUAAGUUUUGAAUUAUGAACUAUUAAAAAUAACGUACACGCAUCAGUCCGUUACUUGUGAUGUCCAAAGAAAAUACUGAUUUAUACUGCACAGCUAAAUAUUGAAAUGUUAAUAAUUCAUGUUAUUAGGAUUAUUAAAUUCAAUUAACGGUUUCACACACACUUGAGAAAAACAAUUUGUUCUUAUUUUUAUAUUUUGUAUAUCUGAAGUGGAGUAAAUACAAUAAAAGUAACUAAAAUAAUUACUAAUCUAACAUUUAGCUGUGAUACCUAUCUUUGAUCAGUUAUAAUUAAAAACCUACUGUGAUGUCGAAAUUAUUGUAUUAAAAUUUGUUACUUAAUUUUAUCUCCAAAAUACGUUAUUAAAAUGUUGCAUUGUAAUUGUGAGACAUCUUACAUAAUAAAACUAGUGCAAGUAUUAAUACUUAAAAUAAUUAGUAAUUACAGUAUAAUUAAUAAUAUAAUUACAGUAAUUUUGGAAUUUUUAAUCUAAAUAUAUAUAGUCUGAAGGUGAAAGUAUUCGAACUAAUGCUCAAUUAUUCAGUAGCACUUAAUUCUAAAAUAAUUCUCAUAUAAAUUGAGUAUAAAUUACAUUGGAUACCAUAUUAUUGUUGUCAUAAUUUUUAAUUAUUAAAAUUAAUAAACAAUUAUACAUAUUAUACUUCCAUUCAGAUAUUUCUAGCAGUAUAAUUUACUCUAAAUUACACAGGAUAUUUUCAAAUUAAACAAUCAUGUUUUAACAAUAUGUUUUAUAAGUAAAAAUAAAAAAGUUAUAUGUAUAUAAAUUACGUAUGCUUUUAAACGUAUAAUUUACUGAAAGACUCUAAUGGAAGAGAAAAAUUAAUUAAUUUCAUUAAAUUUUUUACUCCGAAAUAAUUCGUCAUAAUUUGACCGUAAUAUAAGAACAUUUUACAUCCUCAUUAUUGAAAGUUUGCUUAGACCUCUGAAAUUAUAAUAAGGAUACGUUUAAUGGAAUCGAAAUGGAGUUGUUCUAUUAAUUAUGUGCAUAUGUUGUAUUUGUAAGCUCAUAUUUAGUUAUAACAUUUACACUUUGUAUACGGGUAUUUACAUUUUGUACAUUUUUGAUAUUACAAUCUCGAAAUAAAUCGAUAUCGGUCUAGCGAG